This is a messenger RNA of Ipomoea nil (Japanese morning glory), 863 nucleotides long. Its product is annotated as B-box zinc finger protein 21-like. The record is from RefSeq and is a predicted model, not a curated record. The transcript is spliced from 3 exons. Gene Ontology annotation, molecular function: zinc ion binding. Bases 140 to 736 code for a protein of 198 amino acids. NCBI's taxonomy places the organism in Eukaryota, Viridiplantae, Streptophyta, Magnoliopsida, Solanales, Convolvulaceae. Gene Ontology annotation, biological process: photomorphogenesis; regulation of DNA-templated transcription. Gene Ontology annotation, cellular component: nucleus.
AAGCUGUUAGUUCCAAUACUAGCUUGUAAUACUUCUUUUAUAUAUAUAUAUAUAGCAAGAGAGCUAGGUAGUAUAUAUAGCUAGGGAAGUCAUUAAAGAGGCCGGAAAAGCAGAAAGGUGAGAAGGGCGGCCGGCCGGAAUGAAGAUCCAGUGCGACGUUUGCGAGAAGGAAGAGGCAUCGUUUUUCUGCUCCGCCGACGAAGCCGCUCUUUGCAGAAGCUGUGACCACCAAGUUCACCAUGCUAACAAACUCGCCACCAAACACCUCCGUUUCUCCCUUAUUCAUCCAGCUUCCUCUGCAGAAUCAUCGCAGCACUGCGACAUUUGUCAGGAAAGAAGGGCAUUGUUGUUUUGUAAAGAAGACAGGGCGAUCCUGUGCAGGGAUUGUGACUUGCGAAUGCACAAAGCUAAUGAACACACCCAAAAACACAGCAGGUUUCUUUUGACGGGAGUGAAGCUGUCUUCUUUCGAUGUUCCCAACCAGCUUGCUUCUUCAUCUGAAUCCAGCGCCGUCAGCUAUACAACUCCGGCGACAAUGGCGGGAUCGCCGACUUCUUCUCAAGCCAUUUAUGAAACGUCGUCAAAUCCGCAAGUAGUUGACGGGCAACAAACGAGCCAAGAGGGAGCGGUUUCGGCCACGAGUAGCAUAUCGGAGUACUUGCUAGAGACUCUUCCCGGAUGGCACGUCCAAGAUUUUCUUGAUUAUCCCUCAUCCUCAACUACCUACCACUUCUAGGUAAUUCGCAAACUGCAAACUAAGUUAAUUUCCAGUGAGCUGAGGAUCGGAGACGGCUUGGUUGGUUAGAAGAUUUUCGUGGUUUUUUGUUUCUUGUUUUUGCUACCCCAUUGUAAUAACUUGUCAA